Arabis nemorensis is the source of this 1902-nucleotide messenger RNA. Lineage: Eukaryota; Viridiplantae; Streptophyta; Magnoliopsida; Brassicales; Brassicaceae. The record is from the annotation of a GenBank genome assembly.
AUGGUGGUGCCUUCCACAAAGCUUAAAUACAGUCAAUGGCCGUCUUUCCGCCAUAGAACCACGAAAAGCUCUGCUCUUUACGGAAACCCUAGAGAAAUAGAUCGAAAACCCAUCAUGAAAAACUUCUUUUUCCUUCUCUUCACCAUCCUGAUUUCGUCUUCUUAUGGUGAAGACGACGUGCUCUGUCUCAAAGGCUUGAAAAACUCACUCAUCGAUCCUUCAGGUCGACUCAGCAGCUGGGUUUUCCCCAAUUCUUCAUCUUCGUCGAUUUGCAAACUCACCGGAGUUUCUUGUUGGAACGCCAAGGAGAAUCGCAUUUUCUCGCUACAGCUUCAGUCGAUGCAACUCGCUGGUCAGAUUCCUGAAUCUCUCAAGCUAUGUCGGAGUUUACAAUCGCUGGAUCUCUCCGACAAUGAUUUCUCAGGUCCGAUUCCUUCCGAAAUCUGCUCUUGGCUUCCUUAUCUCGUCACUUUAGAUCUCUCCGGGAACAAACUCGGUGGCUCGAUACCGUCUCAGAUCGUGGAUUGUAAAUUCUUAAACAGCUUAGCUCUUAGUGAUAACAAGUUAACCGGUCCGAUUCCUUCUCAGUUAAGCCGGUUAGAUCGUCUCCGGCGACUUUCUCUAUCUAAAAACGAUCUCUCCGGUUCGAUUCCCUCCGAUCUUUCUCAUUUCGGAGAAGACGGGUUUCGCGGCAAUGGCGGACUUUGCGGGAAGCCGUUGUCGAAUUGCGGCUCGUUGAACGGUAAAAACGUAACGAUCAUUGUAAUCGCCGGAGUAAUUGGGGCUUUUGGAUCUUUGUGUGUUGGAUUUGCAAUGUUCUGGUGGUUCUUUCUUAGAGACGGUAGUAGGAGGAAAAAGAAUGGUUAUGGUGCUGGAAAAUCUAAGGAUGAUAGUGAUUGGAUUGGUUUGUUGAGAUCACAUAAGCUUGUUCAAGUAACUUUGUUUCAGAAACCAAUUGUUAAGAUCAAAUUGGUUGAUCUAAUUGUAGCUACGAAUAGUUUCGAUUCUGAGAAUGUCGUUGUUUCGUCAAAAACUGGAGUCUCAUACAAAGCUGAUUUACCUGAUGGGUCUGCACUUGAGGUUAAGAGGCUUAGUAUUGCUUGUGAGCUUAGUGAGAAGCAGUUUAGGUCUGAGAUGAAUAAGUUGGGUCAGAUUCGGCAUCCGAAUUUGGUUCCGCUUCUCGGGUUUUGUGUUGUGGAAGAGGAGAGAUUGUUGGUGUAUAAGCACAUGGCUAAUGGGACGUUGUAUUCUCAGUUGCAACAAUGUCCGGUUGGGUUGGAUUGGCCAGCUCGGGUUAGAAUCGGUGUUGGAGCGGCUAGAGGACUAGCUUGGUUGCACCAUAGAUGCCAACCGCCGUAUAUGCAUCAAUACAUUAGCUCAAACGUGAUUCUUCUAGACGAAGAUUUCGAUCCUCGUGUUAUAGAUUACGGUUUGGGGAAGCUAGUGAGUGCUCGUAAUUCUAACAAUAGCUCGUUUAGUAACAGCGAUUUAGGGGAGUUGGGUUACAUUGCGCCAGAGUAUUCGAGCACUAUGAUUGCUUCUUUGAGUGGAGAUGUGUAUGGGUUUGGGAUUGUGCUUCUUGAGAUUGUUACAGGACAAAAGCCGCUUUCGAUUAACAAUGGUGAAGACGGGUUUAAAGGGAGUUUAGUAGAUUGGGUGAGUAAGCAUUUGAGUACUGGUAAAAGCAAAGAUGCGAUUGAUAGAAGCAUAAUCGGUAAAGGAUAUGACGAUGAGAUAAUGCAGUUUUUAAGAAUCGCGUGUAGCUGUGUUGUAUCGAGGCCUAAAGAAAGACCAUUGAUGAUUGAAGUUUAUGAAUCUCUGAAGAAUUUGGGAGAUCAACAUGGUUUAUUCUCUGAGUAUAGCGACGAAUUUCCGCUGAUAUCUAACAAGCAAGAACUUUGA